GGAGUGUUUCGUUGUUACUUUAUUUCAUGUUUUCAACAUUUUAAACUUUAUUAUUAAGGAAAGUUUAGUUCGAAAGUCUUGGUCGGGUUUUGUAACGACGGAUGGUUGCAUAUACAGGUGCUAUUAUAUUUGAAUGAUGUAAAUUAUUAGUGUAUAGCUCGUGCUGUAGUAGCACCACGACCUAGAUGGUCACCUUGUGCGUUGGGUAUUAAAUCUAAACAACAGUUCCAAUCCGUGAUCACGUGACCACAAAUGUCUCGUGGCUCUGCCGGAAGUCCCGGAAGUGUCGCUUAGGUCGACUUCCUUGUCCGGACUGCUCCCGCCACUGCGGACUUCUUGUAAACUCUUUUUUUUCCUUUUACUUAUGUCGCUCCAGCACAGCGGAACUCGUCACGUCUGCUGCGGCGACAACUCUGCGGGGGCUCCUUGGAAAACAACAUGAGUUUACGAGAGAUCAGCGAGAACGUGAAGUUGGCCCGUGAAUAUGCUCUGCUGGGAAACUACAACUCAGCCAGUGUUCUCUACCAAGGCUUGUUGGAACAAAUCAAGAAGUAUGUGUGCACCACGCGAGACGGCAGUCUUCAGCAGAGAUGGCAGAAGCUGUGGCAGGAAGUGAGUGAGGAGAACCGACAGGUUGAGGUGAUCAUGUCCACCCUGGAGGGCUUCCAGCUGGACGCGGCGGGGCCCGUUAAACCAAUGCACCCGGAGGAUUUUGAAAUUCGGCCUGUUCCCGUAGAACCCAGGCCACCUGCACACCCUUACAAAGACAACAAGCCCGCCAACAACCGCCUCAGCGUAGCAGUGAGGGCCCAGCAAAGGCAGUCACCUCGCGGGGGCAACGGGGACAGAAAAAAGCCCCCCAAGGGCAAAGAAAAAAAAGAAACAAAAGAGGCUGCUGGCAAAGCAAAGGACGAUAAGAGCAAAGGAGAAGGCCAGGAAAAGGAAGUGACAAGGUUUGACGGAGCAGGAUAUGACAAAGACCUGGUGGAGGCCCUGGAGAGAGAUAUUAUAUCUCAGAAUCCAAACGUUAAAUGGGACGACAUUGCGGACCUGGGUGACGCAAAGAAGCUCCUCAAAGAAGCAGUGGUGUUGCCAAUGUGGAUGCCGGCGUUUUUCAAAGGCAUCCGCAGACCGUGGAAGGGGGUGCUCAUGGUGGGACCUCCUGGCACAGGGAAAACACUCUUAGCAAAAGCCGUCGCCACCGAAUGCAAGACCACGUUCUUCAACGUCUCCUCCUCCACUCUCACUUCCAAGUAUCGGGGAGAGUCUGAAAAAUUGGUGCGCCUGCUGUUUGAAAUGGCUCGCUUUUAUGCUCCCACGACCAUCUUCAUCGAUGAGAUCGACUCCAUGUGCAGUCGCAGGGGAACCUCGGAGGAACAUGAGGCCAGUCGGAGGGUGAAGGCGGAGCUACUGGUGCAGAUGGAUGGUGUCGGUGGAGCGUCAGAAAACGAGGACCCUUCCAAAAUGGUGAUGGUGCUGGCUGCCACCAACUUCCCCUGGGACAUAGACGAGGCUCUGAGAAGACGUCUGGAAAAGAGGAUCUACAUUCCUCUUCCUUCUGGCUCAGGGCGGGUGGAGCUGCUGCGGAUUAACCUGAAGGAGUUGGAGCUGGCCAGUGAUGUGGAUAUGGACAAGAUCGCUGAGCAGAUGGAAGGUUACUCAGGAGCUGAUAUCACUAAUGUGUGCAGGGACGCUUCCCUCAUGGCCAUGAGGCGACGAAUCGAAGGGCUCACGCCGGAGGAAAUCCGCAACAUCCCCCGGGAUGAGAUGCACAUGCCCACCACCAUGGAGGACUUUGAAGCCGCCCUGAGGAAAGUUUCCAAGUCGGUGUCUGCAGCCGACCUGGAGAAGUACGAGAAGUGGAUCGAGGAGUUUGGGUCGUGUUAAAAGGGCCGAGACAUCAAGGUAACUCUUGCAGGGCGAACUGUAAUGGUGGCUAAAUUGUCACAAAGAACUGACUAGAGAUGAGAGCGCACACACACACACACACACACACACACACACACAUACACACACACACACAUACACACACACACACACACACACACACAUACACACACACACACACACACACACACACACACACAUACACACACACACACAUACACACACACACACACACACACACACACAUACACAUACACACACACACACACACACACACACAUACACAUACACACACACACACACACACGCUAACCACAGAAGCCUGAAGUAUAUUCCUGUGCCUUCAAUCCAUUUUUGUGUAUCUAGGACACACUAAAAUGUCAUUCUUUUUUAGAGCACUUGCUUUUAUAUUGAAAACUGUGAUUAUUAUAACCAACGGAUGCAUACAAAUCUUAGUAUAUAAGUAUAUUUCUAUAAAUAAAGUCACCUUUCUUCUGAU
This is a messenger RNA of Entelurus aequoreus (snake pipefish), 2386 nucleotides long. It is a transcript of the gene katna1, whose product is annotated as katanin p60 (ATPase containing) subunit A 1. Gene Ontology annotation, biological process: microtubule severing. The record is from RefSeq and is a predicted model, not a curated record. Gene Ontology annotation, cellular component: microtubule cytoskeleton. Bases 439 to 1887 code for a protein of 482 amino acids. The transcript is spliced from 11 exons. Lineage: Eukaryota; Metazoa; Chordata; Actinopteri; Syngnathiformes; Syngnathidae. Gene Ontology annotation, molecular function: microtubule binding; ATP binding; ATP hydrolysis activity.